Molecule: messenger RNA, 1224 nt
Organism: Striga asiatica
Lineage: Eukaryota; Viridiplantae; Streptophyta; Magnoliopsida; Lamiales; Orobanchaceae
Source: the annotation of a GenBank genome assembly
UCGACACGUGUAACCCUAUCCUUAACAAACCACUUUCGCGUCCCUGCUUCUCAAUCUCUUCUGCACCGCUAUAUAUAAUCCCACAAACCAAACCCAUAAAUCCCCAUCAUCAUCUCUUAAAUUCGAUCAAUUUACACACUUCAAUUCAAUCAGUCUACCUGAAGAAAAAAAAAAAGUGAGAAAACCAUGGCACAGUACGGCAGCGACUACGGGAGGCGGACUGACGAGUACGGCAACCCGAUCAGCGACAGGGACGAGUUCGGAAACCCCAUCCAGCGCGGCGGAGGGGCCGACCAUUACGGCGCCGGCGCCGGCGCCGGUAUGGGGACCGAGCAGUAUGGCACCACCGGCAUGGGCCAUGGAACCGAUCCGUACGGCGGCACCACCCGCCCUGCUGGCGGAGGGAUCGCCACAGGCACUGGAUCUGACCCGUACAGUGGCACCACCCGCCCUACUGCCGGAGGGAUCGCCGGCGGCGGCUUGGGAGGUCACCACCGCCGGUCCGGCAGCUCGAGCAGCUCGUCCUCUGAGGACGACGGGAUGGGCGGGAGGAGAAAGAAGGGGAUCAAGGAAAAGAUAAAGGAAAAGCUCCCCGGCGGUCACAAGGAGGAGCAGCCGGCGGCCACCCAUGCCGGCGCUGGGGCCGGUGGUUAUGGCUACGCGGAAGGUGGGGCCGAGCACCACGAGAAGAAGGGCAUUAUGGACAAGAUUAAGGAGAAGUUGCCGGGCGGUGGCCACCACUAGGCCGUACAUAUACAUAUAUGAUCAAAUAUAGUAUGAAUAAAGUUAGUUUUGUCUUGUGUGGUUUUACUGUGGGAUUUGAGUUCUCGUGUGUAAUAACGUGCCGGUGUCUCGGGUUUGUCCGAGAAGGCAUGUGUGUUGGGUUGUGUUUGGUUUGUUUUGAUUUGUACGCUUUACGUUUGUUUUGACACUUGGAUGUUCUUCCCCCUUUGUCUAUAUAGGGGAGAUGUUAUUGUGCUCUUUUUAAUUUGGUUUAAUACAUAAAUAUUUCUAUGUAUAACGCAAAGAUGUGUUGACAUUAUUAUAAUUUGUGAUUUUUCUUUAAUGAACAUUAAUUAAUAUUUUUAUUGGUUAGGUUUCGGUCAAGCUUGUUAAAUUAGCCAAGCAAGCUAGUUCGUUUACCGGCCCCCAACACAAAAGCAAACAUAACAAGUUCCGGUUUGAUUUUCCUGUUUGUAUUGAGCAAGCACAAACGAGUUUUCA